GUAUAAUUUUGAUUUUAUUAUUGAAAGAAUAUGAGCAUGGUUAGUUAUCUAUGGUAAUUACUAAUAUGUGAUAUGUGAAAAAAAAAUAAAUUUAAAAAAAAAUAUUAAAAAAAAAAAUUAUAAAAAAAUAAUAAUAAUAUAGGAUAAUUUUAUAGAUUACAGUAGUAUUUGAAUUAAUUGUAAAACAUGUUUAGAAUAUUAAGCAAUACUUUGCAUACAAAUGUUCUAAAAAAAAAAUAUACAUAUUCUUGUUUUAACCUAAUCUAGUUGUUAUUAUUGUUGUAGCGGCAGAAUUUUGUCGAGUUCACAGUCCUUGGCCGGAAAAAAUCCGGGUCCGUUCCGGUUACGUAAACCCGACUGUUAUAGAAACGGAACCUAACCUAGUAUUGACAUAUGGCUAUAAUGGUAUAUAAAUUUAUUUGUAUAGUUAUUUGUAUUUUGUACUCGACAAUUUUUAUUAAAUUUUAGUGAAGACGCUUAUUAAUCGACGCCAGAAGGAUCAAAGGCGGCCUUUACCUUCUUGACGCUGCGCUCUGCGCUACGUGUCAAUAAUUGUUUGCCGUAGCAUACAACUUCUAUAUUUCCGAUGGUAAUGCAAAAUACGCUGUCUUGCUUCGGUAUCGAUCUUAGACGGUCAUCUUUGCCUACCAUUUUAAAUAUAUUUUUCGUUUCCAACACAACAACACCAAUCAAUCCCACCAAGGUUUCGCAUUUUGAUGCCAGUACUUCCAUUUUAGCCCCAUGCAGAUCAGUUUUCAUCAACAAUUGACAAAUGGGAUCGUGACCUUUCUCAUAUACUGUGGGCAGAAAAUCACCAGGACGUAUACCCAGCGCUUCACGCACGUAACAUCUCCAAACACGGUGUAUUGUCAUUGCUUCUAGAUAUGUCAUCGCGGUUUUGGGUAAUGUGUUCAAACCUAGUGUUCGAUAUUGACGUCGUGGUAUCGUAGUAGACCUUCUAACUGGAUGUCGCCUACGACCAUCUAUAUUUCUUGAAGCACAUCCUCCUUCCAACAUUGUAAUGUGUUCGGGAUUGAUGUUUAUAUCAUUACGCUGCGGCACCGCUAUCAAUUCGUUAAUCAUAUCUUGAAUAGUGUGAUUGUUGCCCAUUUCUUAUAUUUUCUUUAAGCGUUUCUAAAUUAAAUACUUUUGUGAAAUCUAAGACCACUUCGUAAUGAAAAUCGAAGUAUAUCAAUGCUGACAUUACACAUGGCAUUGCCAUAUUAUAAUCAGCAAAACAAAGUAUUGUUAAAAUUUUAUCACACAUUGACGCAGCAUAUACAUUGCUCAAGAUAUUUUUAGGAAAAUGUGGCAAAGUUAAUAGAAGUGGAAGUAAAACAUAAUGUCUGUAGACUACAUAAAAUGAGAUAAAUAUUUUUAUUUCUUGAUAUUCCUUUUUAAAUAUUCAAAUACUUUAUGUAUUCGCUUUUCUAUCCAUGAAUGCGUUUUUCGAAUUGGCCGUUGCAAUAAAUAUUAAAACAACAGUCAGGUUGUCAGGUGGCAAGGAUGAUGAGUGACACAUUUGGUCAUCGUAAAGGGGUUAUACCAUGGUUUCGGAUCAUAUUAUCCAUGACACGUGCUGAUGCUUAGGAGUGCCUAAUUUUGUAAAUGUUUUUGCUGCUUCUUAAAUAGCCUUUUAAUAACGGUUCACAAUAAAUUUGUUGUGAAAUAAUAAUUUCAAAUCGGCUUGCGUAAAAUUGUUAAAUUUCAUUAAUUGUGAAGAAUAUGGUACUAUUUUGUUGAAUCAGCCUUUUUCUUAUUCGCAUUUGUUUACGUUGCAUCAUCAAAACAAAAAGUGCGUUGACAGGUGAACAGCUGAUAAAAGCACGCCCUGCCUAAACGAAUCAAAACAGUUUUUAAGCAAUGAUAAUUUCGCAAAUAUAACUUAUUACAAAAGGAGUAAUAGAAAUGUUUGUGCUCGCUGAAUUGAAGGAUACUAUACGAAUAGCGCCGGAUCAAUUUCAUUUGAAAUUGGUUGAAGCGAUACGCGACGAAAUUAACCGGAAGUUAGCCAACAAGGUACUGUUAAAUCUUGGUCUUUGCAUUGCGCUCAAAGAUAUAGUUUCUUUGAAAGACUCCAUUAUAUUGCCCGGCGAUGGCGCUUCACACACCGAAGUGCUGUUUCGCUACAUUGUCUUCCGUCCCACCAUUGGUAGCAUACUCACAGGUAAAAUACGUAGCUGCAGUCGAGAAGGUGUACACGUAACAUUGGGUUUCUUUGACGACAUAUUGAUACCACCGUCAGCGUUACAACACCCCUCCCGCUUUGAAGAAGCUGAACAAGCUUGGGUGUGGGAAUAUCCGCUGGAAGAUGGUGCAAAACAUGACUUGUUUAUGGAUAUCGGUGAACCUAUCAAAUUUCGUGUGUCACGUGAAAUUUUUGAAGAGAGCUCACCCAUUGGACCGCCUAAAACAGAUGUACAGCAAGCAAGCACCUCAGCAUCGGCAUCAGCGGCGGUGGCAGCCGCGUCAUCGCAACAAAAAGAAGUUAAAACACCUUAUAAAAUAGUGGCUGCCAUUAAUGAAUCUGGUUUAGGCGUGUUGUCGUGGUGGGAUCAACAAAAUCAGGGCGCGGAAGAGGGUGACGAAAAUGAAGAUGAGGAUAAUGCGGAAUAUGAAAAUGACGAAGAUGGCGAAGGUGCCUAUGAGGAAUGAAAUAAAUUUUUUAUAUACAAAAAACAAAAUGUAUUUUCUAUAUUUGAGCUGUGUUAAGUGAAUAAGUGACUUGUAGUUCAGUGUUGUAUUAUGGUAAGAUAUUGCUAAAAUAUUUUUGAAAACGGGGUUUGUUGUAUUAAAAAGUGAUAUCUUAUUAAAUUGUUCAGAUCGGACAACUAUAGCAUAAAGCUGUCAUUCACUUUUCAAGAUACAGAUUUUUUAUGCCAUUUUGUGAAGGGUAUUAUAGCUUCACCGCAGUCGAUGUUAACAUUUUUACUUGUUUAUGCUGCAGUAUCCAAAUCCGUUCCUACAAAUAAAAAACAAUAUUUCACUACGGUGAUUUUUCAU
Molecule: messenger RNA, 3003 nt
Organism: Bactrocera oleae (olive fruit fly)
Lineage: Eukaryota; Metazoa; Arthropoda; Insecta; Diptera; Tephritidae
Source: RefSeq, a predicted model, not a curated record